AUGUCUAAUGUUAAUCAUUCAUUAAAUAAGAUUAAUACUGAAUCAAGUAAGUUAGAUCGUUCGACUAGUAGUGCUCGUUUUCAAAUCGAAAAAGUUUUUGAUGAUGAUGAUUCAUGUUCAAAAAGAUUCUUAGACAAAGCAAUAAGUGUUCCUAUUAAUUUAUCACCAUCGAUUCUACGAUCAACAAUUAUAAAUGAAUCGAAAGCAAGAAUUUCACUUGAACAAGAUGAUGAUGAUGAUGAUAAUGAUGACAUAUUACGUAUGGCAAAUGCAGAUAAUAAAGAAACUUAUGAUACGAUGGAUGCAUUACCACAUAUUGAUCAUUAUAGAAAUUUAUUUUCAUUUACAUCAUCAGAACCUAAAACACGACCAACACUUGAAGCUUUACAUGGAACAGCUUCUAUGCCAUCAAAAAUGAAAUUAGCAUCAGCUAUUGAUUUAAAUAGUGAAAUGAUUAGUACGGUUAUGAUACCAAAUGAGCAACCAUUUCAAACUGAAAUAAAACCAAAAACUGAAAUUGUUAAAUUUGGUUGGAUUCUUGGCGUUCUUAUUCGUUGUGUAUUGAAUAUAUUUGGUGUUAUGUUAUUUCUUCGUUUAUCUUGGGUUACAGGUCAAGCUGGAAUAGGUUUAGCAUGUGUAAUAAUUGCAAUAUCAACCGUAGUUACUGUUCUAACAUCUUUAUCAAUGAGUGCUAUUUGUACAAAUGGUGAAGUAAAAGGAGGUGGAACUUAUUAUCUUAUUUCUCGUAGUCUCGGUCCCGAAUUUGGUGGUGCUAUUGGUUUGAUUUUUUCAUUCGUUAAUGCAGUUGCAGCAGCUAUGUAUACAAUUGGUUUUGCGGAAACAGUUCGUGAUAUGCUUAAAGAUCGUGGUAUGAAAAUAUUAGGAAUAGUUAUCGAUGGAGAAUCUGUCAAUGCUGUACGAAUUAUUGGAGUUAUUACGAUGACAAUUAUUUUGGGUAUUGCUUUAAUUGGUAUGCGUGGUGAACUUGUUGUACAAACUACAUUACUUAUUAUAUUAAGUGCAUCACUUUUGGAUUUUUUUAUUGGUUCUUUAAUGCCAGUUACAUCGUAUAAACGACGACAUGGUUUUGAAGGAUAUUCAUGGAAAAUAAUAAAAGAAAAUUUUGGACCUAAAUUUCAAGAUGGUGAAACAUUUCAACAUGUAUUUGGUGUUUUUUUUCCAUCAGUUACAGGAAUUCUUGCUGGUGCAAAUAUAUCCGGAAAUUUAAAAAAUCCAUCAAAAGCCAUUCCAUUAGGUACAAAUGUUGCUAUAGCGAUUACAACAUUUGUUUAUCUUGCUUUUUGUGUUAUAGCUGGAUGUACAACUCAUCGUGAAGUUUUUUUGGAUACCUAUGAACGUCGAAAUGGAAGUAUAAUGCAAUUUGUUAAUUGUUCAUUACAAUUGAAUGAUAAAAAUUGUAAAUCAGGUUUAGUAUAUAAUUAUCAAACAAUGAAAAUGAUAUCGGCAUUUGGACCGAUUAUAACUGGUAUGUUGUAUGAAAUAUCUGAUACAGUAAUGAUUAAAUUAUCAUUGAUUUUAGCUGGAAUAUUUGCUGCAACAUUAUCAAGUGCUUUAGCAAGUCUUGUUGGUGCACCCAAAAUUUUUCAAGCUGUUUGUCGUGAUAUGAUUUUUCCUCGUUUGAAAUAUUUUGCUGCUGGUAAUGGUAAAUCUGAUGAACCUAUACGAGCAUAUAUUCUAGCAUAUUUUGUUGCUGUUUCUUUUACUGCAAUUGGUGAAUUGAAUGUUAUUGCACCAAUAAUUUCAAAUUUUUUUCUUAUGACUUAUGCAUUAGUGAAUUAUGCAUGUUUUGAUGCAUCAUUAGCUAAAGCAAGUGGAUGGAGACCAGGCUUUCGAUAUUAUAAUAAAUGGUUAGCAUUAAUAGGAGCUGUUUGUUGUAUUGCAGUUAUGUUUGUUAUUAAUUGGUGGGCAGCAUUGAUAACAUUUCUUGUAAAUAUUGGUAUUUUUCUUUAUGUUCGAACAACAAAACCAGAAAUCAACUGGGGUACAUCUGUACAAGCUCAUACAUAUCGACGAGCACUUGAUGCAACACAUAAAUUAGAUACGAUUCAAGAACAUGUAAAAAAUUUUCGACCACAAAUGUUAGUUUUAACUGGAAAUCCAAUAAAUCGUCCAGCAUUAGUUGAUCUUUUUUCAUUAGUAGCUCAUGGACAUAGUCUCAUGAUUUGUUGUAAUGUGAUUUUAGAAGAUGCAUCGGUAAAUAUUAUCUAUGAUCAAAAAGAUGAAGGUGAAACAUGGUUAAAACAACGUGCAGCAAAAGCAUUCUAUCAACGUGUAGUUGCACCAACUAUUCGACAAGGUGCAAUUGCAUUAUUACAAUGUGUAGGUGUAGGUAAACUUCGACCAAAUGUAGUUGUUCUUGGUUUUAAAAAUGAUUGGUCAAUAAAAGCAGAUACAACGAUUGAUUAUUUCAAUAUUAUUCAUGAUGCAUUGCAUCUUAAAUAUGGUGUGGGAAUUUUAAGAUUACAAACAGGACUUGAUUUUAGUGAUUUUUUUGAACCAGAUUUACCUGAUGAUGAUGACGAUGACGAUGAUGAAGAUAAUGAAGAAUCUGUUAUGUCUAGUCCGUUGCGUGGAACAAAAUCACAUCAUAAUAUGAAUACACCACGUCAAACAGAUGUUUUGACAUUAAAAAAUACGAUUAUUAAUCAAGGUGCUCUAUUAACUAUGGAUAUAUUUCGUCCUCAUCAAACAUCAUCAGCUAUUAUUGAUGUAUGGUGGUUAUUUGAUGAUGGUGGAUUAACUUUACUAUUACCCUAUCUUCUAAGACGUCGAAAACGUUGGCGUAAUUGUCAAUUUCGAAUAUUUUCAUGUGUACCAGGAGAAAAAAGUGAUGCUGAACGGCAACAUAUUGCAAUGGCAUCAUUAUUAACAAAAUUUCGUAUUAAAUACACAGAUUUACAUGUUCUUCAUGGUCUUAAUAAACAACCUAAUGAAUAUGAAACACAAAAAUUCGAACAACUUAUACAAACCUGGGAUCAAAAUAAUGCAAAUUCAUCAAUCGAUAGUGAAUUAUGGAAAAUAACAGAGUCUGAAUUAGAAGCAAAUAGAGAAAAAAUUAGACGAGGUCUUAAUUUACAUGAAUAUUUACUAAAAUAUAGUUCGGAAUCAUCAUUAAUUAUUGUUACAUUACCCAUUCCACGCAAACAAUCAAUAUCAGCUGGUCUUUAUCUUGCAUAUUUAGAUAUAAUAAGUUAUAAUUUACCUCCAUUAUUAUUCUUACGUGGUAAUCAAAAAAAUGUUUUAACAUAUUAUUCAUAA
Adineta steineri is the source of this 3279-nucleotide messenger RNA. NCBI's taxonomy places the organism in Eukaryota, Metazoa, Rotifera, Eurotatoria, Adinetida, Adinetidae. The record is from the annotation of a GenBank genome assembly.